Messenger RNA from Glycine soja, 1324 nucleotides. Its product is annotated as VQ motif-containing protein 4-like. The record is from RefSeq and is a predicted model, not a curated record. The transcript has 2 exons. NCBI's taxonomy places the organism in Eukaryota, Viridiplantae, Streptophyta, Magnoliopsida, Fabales, Fabaceae. Bases 56 to 838 code for a protein of 260 amino acids.
ACAUCUUCUUUCUUUUUUCUUUUUCUCUCUCAGACUCUCAUCAAAGUCAUUACCAAUGGACUCCAUUUCCCCAAAACCUCAAGAGAAUAAUAAUAAUAAUAAUAAUAAUAUUCCGAAGCCCAUGACGAGAUCAGAACCCGCGAACUCGUACCCAACAACGUUCGUCCAAGCGGACACAACCUCGUUCAAGCAAGUAGUCCAAAUGCUAACCGGUUCCUCGGAGACAGCAAAGCAAGCCGCCGCCGCCGCCGCCGCCGCCUCCUCCUCCUCCUCCUCCUCGAAACCUGCGAACCCGAUCCCACCCAUGAAAUCCAUACCCAACAAGAAGCAGCAGCCGCAUUUUUCUAAGCUCUACGAGCGCAGAACAAACUCCCUCAACCUCAGGAACAGUCUCCACAUCAACCCCCUCACCUCGUUUUUCUCGAACCACACUAAUUCCCCGCGAAAAGCCGACAUCCUCUCCCCCAGCAUCCUUGACUUCCCCGCACUCGUCCUCAGCCCCGUCACGCCUCUCAUACCCGACCCUUUCGACCGAUCCAACGCUGCCAUUGAUUCCGAAGCUGAAGUCAAAGCCAUCAAAGAGAAAGGUUUCUUCUUGCAUCCUUCUCCCAGAGACAAAGCUCAACCCCUCUUGCUCCCUCUCUUCCCCACAACUUCUCCCAGAGCCUCCUCAGUGUGUGAUGGCAAUGCAACCACGACUGUAAGGGUUUGCCCUACCCCUUUCGUUGCAAUUGUAGUAGGAACGUCCACGCCUACCGCAUGGUAUCUGGUUACUUCUAAGGGCUGCAUAGCUGAUGUACCUAGCUCUGCCUUUUCCAGGAUGGCCAUGCAUCAGUGACCGAGGUGUUGAUUCUGAACUCAUCAAAAACUCAUUGUCAUCUACAAUGAGAUCAGCAUCACCGUUAGAGAUAAUAGAGUCAAAUUCUUCUAUUGUUGUAGAUGCAAAUUCAUCUAUUGUGGCAUAUGUUUCAGCCACCAUGGCCAGUGCCAGGAGAAGGAACACAAGCCAUGCUUUGGAACUCAUUUUAGAUGGAAACUUUAAUUGUGGAGAGAAAGAGAGGAAAAGGGUCUCUCUUAAAUUGCCAUUUUCCCUGCCCUUCCUGCCAGAGGGAGGGGAAAAGAAAAAGCUGGGAAGGUUGUUAAUUAGUUUAAUAUGUUGGGGUAGAAAGUUAGAACUAGCUAGAGGGUGUGUGUUUUAUGUGUGGCUGUAAUUUGUGAUGUAACUUGAUUUUGGGGUGCAUGUGCCCGUUUUUCUCUCUCAUAUGGUUUUGGUGACUGUUAAUGCUAUAUAUACACAGAAAGAUUUCCCUUUCAUUGUCAACAA